UGUUGUAUACAUUUCUCUGACAUUAAAUUGUAUCUUUGAACCUUUGACUGUCUCUUUAUUUAUUGUCAUUGACCUAGCUUCCACAACCCUCAUAGAAGGGAAGUCAAAUAGGCAGAUGAGAGAAAGAAAAUACCACAGGGCAAUCGGGUAGAGUGGCUAUCUCCCAACCCCAGAAUCAAGGGAUUAAUCCUGACUCUGUGGAGUUUGUACAUUCUCUUGGAGACCCUGUGGGUUUUCCCGGGUUCUCCUGCUUCCUCUCGAAUCCCACUCUAGUCGGUUCACCGUCCACUCUAGAGUGCAGUUAAGUGGUACAAUCUGGGGUGGGAAUUAAUGGGAAUAUAGAGCAAAUACAACUGGCUCAAUGGUGUCCAUGAUAUGGCCUCUGAGAACUUCCCUGAACAGCACAAAAACUCUUUUAACAACCGGAAACUGGCGAUGGUUACAGGAUUGUGAUUUGGCAACAACGUGAACACUGGAGAUAGUUGUGCAGAUUCAUUCCAGGAUGCUGCCUGGAUUAGAGAGCGUUAACUGUAUGGAUAAGUGGGAUAAAUUUGUAUUAUUUUCUCUGGAACAUAGGAGAGUGAGCCUAGUGUGUGCUUUCAGUCUUUUUGUAUUUUCUGCCCAACAGAACAGGGGAAACUUGCAAAAGGCCCCAUCCCAUGCUUUUGUUGGUUGUAUGUGGAGGAAGCAGUGGACUGGAUUUGGAUGUUAUGUGUCCCACGUUUAUCACAGUGCAUGUUCUCACUUAGCGAACUGACCAGCAUCCGCUGAUGGCGCCCUCUAAUGGUACAACUCAUGAACAUUGACUCCUGCAAACUGUACGACAGUAACACUCCGAGGUGACAACAAAUUACAUUUAUAUUGCAUCAAAGUAGCCAAAUUAUCCCACUGCACAUCGAGAAUUGUUGCCAUAAGAAGUUGUCGCUAGAACGGUACAGCACAGGAACAGAGCAUGGCACCUGUAUGGGCUCAGAUUGCUGGAUUUGCCACAGUUCCUCAUGUUGGGGGAUUCUUGGGAUGGUAUGUUACAAGAUCACAAGUCCCUACGUGGUACGAGGGCCUGAAGAAGCCAUCAUGGUGCCCACCCAAUAAGGCGUUCCCUGUAGCAUGGACUGCAUUGUACACAGGAAUGGGCUAUGCUUCGUACCUGGUGUGGAAAGAACAAGGAGGUUUCACACGUGAAGCACUUGUCCCGCUUGGCCUCUAUGGGGUUCAGCUGGCUUUAAAUUGGACCUGGACUCCAGUAUUUUUUGGCGCACACAGACUAAAGCUGGCUUUGGCCAAUAUUCUUUGUCUGCACGGAGCUGUAAUAGCAACAAUGGUUUCCUGGUAUCCCAUCAACAGGACAGCCACGUUACUUAUGGCACCAUAUCUUGCCUGGCUGACACUUGCCUCAUCUCUUACCUAUUGUAUCUGGAGGGACAACCCUGGAAAGAAAAAUGAGUGAGCAGGCAGUGCAGUGGGUGGAGUACCUGCCUGUCGUGGUCCUUCCAACCUAGUCUGCUUAACACAAAGGACAAAAUUGCUGGGGAGAAUAUGACUGCUGUGCUUUUAUUUUUGGUUUGUGAUACAAUAGAAUACAGACUUGAAAUUGC
Messenger RNA from Hypanus sabinus (Atlantic stingray), 1595 nucleotides. RefSeq names its product translocator protein (gene tspo). The transcript has 4 exons. Gene Ontology annotation, cellular component: endoplasmic reticulum; membrane. The coding region runs from base 953 to 1447 and encodes 164 amino acids. The record is from RefSeq and is a predicted model, not a curated record. Lineage: Eukaryota; Metazoa; Chordata; Chondrichthyes; Myliobatiformes; Dasyatidae. Gene Ontology annotation, molecular function: cholesterol binding.